AUGGAUGAUGAAACUAUACAAAGACAGUUGAAUGCUUUCCGGAAGAAUAACCCUCCAGCUUUCAAGGGGACUUAUGAUCCAAUUGUUACUGCCAAGUGGCUACUAGCUUUAGAAAAGAUCUUUAAAGUCAUGAGAUGCAGGGAUCAACUGAAGUUACUAUAUGCUACUUACAUGUUACAGGAUGAGGCCAAUGAUUGGUGGACUAAUGCCAUCCAACCAUUAGAGUUACAAGGACAAGAAAUUACUUGGGCUUUAUUUGAAGGUAUAUUUCUGGACAUGUAUUUUACUAGAGAGGAUAUGGAAAGUAAAGAAAAGGAGUUCUUGGAACUAAAGCAAGGAUCUAUGACUAUCGACCAAUAUCUUGCAGAAUUUAAUGAGCUGAAGAAAUAUGCAAAUUACAGAAGGGCGUUACCUACUCCUACUGAUUUAGCUGCUAAGUUUCAGUGGGGAUUAUGUGAGAAAAUAGCAAAAAUGGUUUUAGUCUAUACAUCUAGAGAUUUUUCCACUUUGGUUAGACAGUGUAAGUUUGUGGAAGGAGUUUAUAGUUCAUAUAAGAAGUCAUCAAAUGUUAAGGAACCUGAUCCUAAAGGUACUACAAGUAAGAUGCCUUCAUGGAAGAACAACAAGGGUAAAAAUCUGCAAGUGAAAUAG
Molecule: messenger RNA, 651 nt
Organism: Gastrolobium bilobum
Lineage: Eukaryota; Viridiplantae; Streptophyta; Magnoliopsida; Fabales; Fabaceae
Exons: 1
Coding region: 1-651 (216 amino acids)
Source: RefSeq, a predicted model, not a curated record